Molecule: messenger RNA, 1827 nt
Organism: Oryza sativa Japonica Group (Japanese rice)
Lineage: Eukaryota; Viridiplantae; Streptophyta; Magnoliopsida; Poales; Poaceae
Product: F-box/kelch-repeat protein At3g61590
Molecular function (GO): protein binding
Source: RefSeq, a predicted model, not a curated record
AAAUAAAUCCGAACGGCCUCUGCUUCUCGAAGCCCGGCCUGUAGCCUCGCCUCGCCUCCCUCCGCCGCCCCGGUUACGCAACCAAAUACCGACGGCGCCGCCCGCCGACGAGCCUUCUCCCUUCGCGCCGCCCCCUCGCAGCAUCCUCGUGCCCUCCUCCGGCAUCUUCCUGCGCCGCGUUAGCAUCGUCUGUCGGCGCCGUCGGAGGUUCUGCUCGGAGCUCGCUUCCGAUGGACGGCGCGGCGACGGGCACGGAGCGCCUCUGCCCUCUAGGAUGAGGGGCCGGAGACGUCGCCGGCGGAGGCUUGUGCAAGUCAUCUAUGCUAGCACACUUGAUGACUGAUGUCAUGGAAGAUAAUUCUUCAUGGACAGCUCUUUCUAUUGAUCACAUUAGAAUUUCUGCAUUCAAUUUCGGAAUUGUCUCCGAGGAUAACGAUGAAGGCAAAGAAUUUUUGCUUUCAUUGGACACUGUUGUUCCUGAUGAUAUCCUGGAGAGAAUUUUCACGUUUUUACCUAUAGUAAGCAUGAUAAGGUCAACAGCAGUUUGCAAAAGAUGGCAUGACAUUAUCUACUCAAGCAGGUUUCUUUGGACCCACAUGUUGCCUCAGAGGCCAUGGUACUUUAUGUUCACUUCUAAUGAAAGUGCUGCUGGGUAUGCAUAUGACCCGAUUCUCCGCAAAUGGUAUGAUUUAGAGCUUCCAUGCAUAGAUAAGAGCAGUUGCUUUGUCUCUUCUUCUUGCGGAUUAGUUUGUUUCAUGGACAAUGACAGCAGGAAUGCCAUUUCUGUAUCUAAUCCUAUCACAAAAGAUUGUAAGAGAAUUUUGGAGCCCCCUGGUGCAAAGUUUCCAGACUACAGCACAAUUGCCAUAAAGGUAGAUCGUUCCUCUCAUAAUUACACCAUUACAUUGGCAAAAUGCAAGCAAGUUCCAGAGGAUUACGUCCGAUGGGAUUUCUCUUUAUACAAGUAUGACUCACAGAGUAGUUCAUGGGUGACUGCGGUUGAGGAGGUGUUCAUUGGUUGGAGAGGGGGUGAUGACAGCGUGAUAUGUGAUGGAGUAUUGUACUGUUUAAUUCACUCCACAGGCAUUCUUGGUAAUAUUGAACCGCGUCAUAGCAUUAUCAUGUAUGACCUUAUUGCUGGGCCUUCUAAGGCGUCACUAAUGCAAUCGUCGAUCCCAGCACCUUGCUCUCUCACCUGUGGACGUCUGCUUAACUUGAGGGAGAAGCUGGUUCUGGUUGGUGGGAUUGCAAAACAGAACAGACCUGACAUCAUCAAAGGAAUUGGAAUAUGGGAACUUCACAAAAAACAAUGGCAAGAGGUAGGUCGAAUGCCUCAUAAAUUAUUUCAAGGAUUUGGUGAGUUUGAUGAUGUAUUUGCUAGCAGUGGCACAGACGACCUUGUCUACAUCCAAAGCUAUGGUGCAACUGCUUUGCUUGCUUUCGAUACGAAGCAGAAGCAGUGGAAGUGGUCCGCAAAAUGCCCUGUGAGCAAAAGAUUUCCUCUCCAGCUUUUCACUGGCUUUUGCUUUGAACCUCGGCUUGAUAUUACCACUUAAUUGUAAUGCCUUCCAAUGGAAUCAGGUUGGCAGUCCUGGUCUUUGUGAAUAUAUGCAUGCUUCAUUAGAUUGUUGCGUCACAUGCAAUGUGCUCUCCUUUGCUUAUCAUCCCACAUUCGUCCUGAUGGAUGCAAUUUCCUUUGCCUCUUUUCAUUGGAUUAAUUAAUCUUUAGAAUGUUGAUCUCUCUCUCUCUCUCUAUAAUAAUGCCUGUUUACAAAUGUACCUCUAUUUUCUUUAAAAACAAUGCAUAGAUCUAUGCUAUUUAUCACA